CACAUGAAACGUCAAUCCGAAGUGACAGUAUUUACAAUGUUGUUAUUGUGUACAAUUGUUUUAUAAUAAUUCAUUCUAUGACAAAUACCGUGUCCCUGGUGGUUGCUUUUUCGCUUUUAAUUAAUGAAGUACAUGUUCUAUUUGACUCUAGUAUCCUACAGAAUAAGUUUUUUACAUCGAAUCUAGUGUACCUGCUCAGUGUGUGUCUGAUCAUUCGAAAGUUUAAUCUGCUUCCGCAAGUGUUAUGGAAAAAAAGCGCGGCGGUGUGUUAUAUGUUAGAGAUUCCAAUAUCAAUGAUAAUACUCGAAGUUUUCCUCUUCUACCUUUGGAAGCACGUGCAAGACUACUUACUCUUCAACGCGGAUGGUAUCCUGGUACAUUUAGCUGAGGAGCGGGGGCUGGAGUGGCUGGUCUGCCAUUACUGCUGCGGACAAAGCAACUGCACAGCAAUAUUUGCUGACAUAGCUCUAAAAUUCUUGUCAUUCGCAAUGUUACUGGUCGUGUGUUUUUUUGUCAAGAGUAAAUGAAUUUUGUUUAUGAAACGGUGUA
Messenger RNA from Trichoplusia ni (cabbage looper), 549 nucleotides. RefSeq lists its product as uncharacterized. Bases 78 to 527 code for a protein of 149 amino acids. The transcript is spliced from 3 exons. NCBI's taxonomy places the organism in Eukaryota, Metazoa, Arthropoda, Insecta, Lepidoptera, Noctuidae. The record is from RefSeq and is a predicted model, not a curated record.